Messenger RNA from Gopherus evgoodei (Goodes thornscrub tortoise), 1473 nucleotides. Its product is annotated as snaclec 3-like. The transcript is spliced from 6 exons. Lineage: Eukaryota; Metazoa; Chordata; Testudines; Testudinidae. Gene Ontology annotation, molecular function: signaling receptor activity. The record is from RefSeq and is a predicted model, not a curated record. Bases 136 to 660 code for a protein of 174 amino acids.
CUGCUGUGUAGAGGACUGAUACAAAAUUUCCUGCAUCCGCACUGUGAGCAAAGCCCGAGAGUCCAACCUGAGGGGAGUCUGUGCUAGCCAGUGGGGCUGUUGGGAUUUGUCUGCUGACUCGCAUCCUCACCAGAGAUGGGUCCCAGGACAUUCUUCUCCCUCAUGCUCAUCUUCAUUGCCUGGGGUGCCUGCUCUCAGGAGAACUGUCUCUGCGCCCGCGGCUUUUGUAACGAGGGCUGGGUGCAGUAUCAAGACUCCUGCUAUAAGGCUUCAAUGGAACCGAUGAAAUGGCCUGACGCUGAGGUGGCGUGUCAAAGCUAUGGCAAGAAUUCCCAUCUGGCCUCCAUCCACAGCGUAGAGGAAAAUGACUUCAUCUUCCACCUGAUGGGCAAGCCGCUGGAUUACACUAAAGGACAGGCCUACUGGAUCGGUGCACAUGACACUUUCAAGGAGGGGUCUUUCAUGUGGACGGAUGGUUCCAAAUACAAUUUCCGGACAUUUCCUGCAGGCCAGCCCGAUGGCCUCCCAGGAGAGAACUACCUGGGCUCUUGGAUCCUGCAAAAUGGCUUUGUAACCUGGAACGACUAUAACGCCAGCCGGUCCUUUCCGUUCGUUUGCAAAUACACCCUGCGGAACAGCUUCAGGGACCAAUCCUGGUAACAGGACGUGGUGGAAGACGCGGCCUGUAUCCUGCAGUGGAGGCUGCGUCACUUUCCUGUUCUGUAGCUUCACAUCUGGAACCAAUUACUGCUGUGUCCUUAUCCCAUCUUUUGUGUCCUGGGUAGGACUGGGCGAUUAACAGGUUUGGGGGUUUGCUGGGAAUUCUAAAAAUUAGGAGGGGAAAUUUUUAAAAAAAAAAUAUUGUGCAAAUGGAGAAGUGGGGAAAAUCACUUUGCACCAAACAAAAAUUUUGUUUUGAUUGUGACCAUAUUAAAAUUCUUGUUUGCUUGUUUGUUUUUAAUCAAACUAAAGGCCAUUUCAAAAGGGAAAGUAGUUUCAGACCAAACAUGCCAAACGUUUCGAUUUGUUCUGGGUUAUUUUUGGUUUUUAGUUGUGACCGAUACACUUUAGUGAAGCCAAAGCGAUUCACCAAAUGGUUCGGUUUCACCAAACCUGCAUUUUUCACCGGAAAAGAGGCUGGUCUGAAAGGUGUCACACGACUGUAUUCCCCCUCGGUCCCCGCUGGUGGGCUCCUGCUGGGAGCCACUUUCCAAUGGGACCCUGCAGCAGGCCGGAGGCUGGGGGAACAAAGGUCACAGUCUCUUUGGACGCCAGAGCCACCCAGCUGUACACUGCACGCUCACUGCCAUGGCAUCACUCAGCUAUUCUGCUCAUGCAAAUCUGCUUAGAGAACUCCCUGCUCUGAUCCCUGCUUGUCUUUCUCCCUCCUGCUUUAUACAUGUACCUGGGCAUUCCUACCAAUGUUCUGGGCCAAAACAAAAUGAUCAAUAAAAAAGCUACGUGGCAAGAGAA